This is a messenger RNA of Bathycoccus prasinos, 384 nucleotides long. RefSeq lists its product with no specific name. Gene Ontology annotation, biological process: transcription-coupled nucleotide-excision repair; DNA-templated transcription; maintenance of transcriptional fidelity during transcription elongation by RNA polymerase II. Gene Ontology annotation, cellular component: RNA polymerase II, core complex. Bases 1 to 384 code for a protein of 127 amino acids. Gene Ontology annotation, molecular function: DNA-directed RNA polymerase activity; nucleic acid binding; zinc ion binding. The transcript has a single exon. The record is from RefSeq and is a predicted model, not a curated record. Lineage: Eukaryota; Viridiplantae; Chlorophyta; Mamiellophyceae; Mamiellales; Bathycoccaceae.
AUGGAUUCAGGAAGAGAAGAUGAGGGCAUGGUGAAGUUGCGCUUCUGUCCUAACAGCAAUGAUUUACUGUAUCCCAAGGAAGAUCGAGAAAGGCAAAAGUUAGUUUAUGUCUGUAGAAACUGCGACUAUUUGAUAGAUGCCGACAGUGACUGUGUAUAUCGUAACUCAAUCGCCCAUACAUCAGAUGAAGUUACGACUGUAAUUCAAGAUGUUCGCACGGACCCGACUCUCCCGAGAUCUAACGAUGCUCGUUGUUCUAAAUGUGGUCACAGAGAGGCAGUAUUUUUCUCGUUAACAACAACAGAUGGUAUGUCCUUAUUUUUUCAGUGUGUUUCGUGUGCAUACAAGUGGAAGGAUACAGGAAGUGCCGUUGAAGAAAGCUAA